This is a messenger RNA of Pleurotus ostreatus (oyster mushroom), 1065 nucleotides long. RefSeq lists its product as uncharacterized. Lineage: Eukaryota; Fungi; Basidiomycota; Agaricomycetes; Agaricales; Pleurotaceae. The record is from RefSeq and is a predicted model, not a curated record. Bases 1 to 1065 code for a protein of 354 amino acids. The transcript is spliced from 12 exons. Gene Ontology annotation, molecular function: nitronate monooxygenase activity.
AUGCCUUCUUCAGAGCCCGUCUUCUCUACCCCCCUCACUAGGUUGUUUGGGAUCAACCACCCCGUUAUGUUAGCGGGAAUGAACGUGGCUGCCGGCCCAAAGCUUGCAGCUGCGGUUACCAACGCAGGUGGCAUUGGGGUCAUCGGAGGCGUGCGCCAGAGCCCCAAGUUCCUCCAAGGUUCCAUUGAUGACCUGAAGUCCCAUCUUGAGGACAAGAACGCCCCAUUUGGCGUUGAUCUACUGCUGCCCCAGGUCGGCGGGAGUGCUAGAAAGACCAAUUACGACUACACCGCUGGUCAGCUUCCUGAGCUCAUCGACGUUAUCAUAAAAAACAAGGCGGCACUUUUCGUCUGCGCUGUGGGCGUUCCACCCAAAUGGGCCGUUGACAAACUUCACGCCGCUAAUAUCAAGGUCAUGAAUAUGAUCGGACACCCUAAGCACGUUGCGAAAGCUCUUGCGCAAGGUGUCGAUAUCAUUUGUGCACAGGGUGGUGAAGGUGGCGGUCACACGGGGGACACACCCUUCUCCAUCCUGAUCCCCGCCGUGGUUGAUCUUUGCAAAAAUGCUAAGAGCCCUCUAACGGGAGAACCCAUUCUUGUCGUUGCGGCGGGCGGCAUAUCCGAUGGUCGUGGUCUAGCCUCUGCACUCGCGUACGGCGCUGCGGGCGUCUGGGUCGGCACAAGAUUUGUCGCUAGUGUGGAAGCUGGCGCUCCCAAGGCACACAAAGAAGCUGUCUUAAGCGCAGGCUACGACGACACCCUCCGCACGCUAGUUUACUCUGGCAGGCCGAUGAGCGUCCGCAAAACACCUUACUUGACGGAAUGGGAGACAUCUCGCCGUCAUGAGUUAGAGAAACUCCUCUCGGAAGGGAAAGUGCCACACGAAGAAGAGCUCAAGGUUCACCCCGAAAGAUCCGUCAGUGGCCAUUCCUGGUUGAUGGGCAAAGUUGCUGGCGCUAUCAAAGAUAUCAAACCUGCCCGAGAGAUUGUCGACGAGCUGGUAAACACAGCUGCCGCCAGCUUGCAGUCCGCAACAUCCCAAUUUGUGCCUAAAGCUCGGCUGUAA